Messenger RNA from Melampsora larici-populina 98AG31, 390 nucleotides. RefSeq lists its product as uncharacterized. Lineage: Eukaryota; Fungi; Basidiomycota; Pucciniomycetes; Pucciniales; Melampsoraceae. Bases 1 to 390 code for a protein of 129 amino acids. The transcript is spliced from 4 exons. The record is from RefSeq and is a predicted model, not a curated record.
AUGUCACCUACUAUCAACAAAGUGAUUUAUAAACCAGACUCAAUGUCUACAGAUGAAUUUAUUGCAAUUAUUUCGGAUGUACCUGCUUAUAAGAAAUGGUUAGGUACAGAAGGAGAUAAAUCGAUUCCAUUAGUGGAAAUUGUAGACUCUUUUGAUGUGUUUCAUAGUGGUCAAGGUGCUCAAGGUUUAUUAAAUAGACCAAGUAAACAAGAACUAGAAACCGUUUUCGGUACAUCCAAUGAUACAGAAGUGAUUACCAUUGUUUUAGAAAAAGGUAGAUUAGAAUCAUCUGAUGGUCAACCUUUAAAGUUUGCAUCUAAGAAUGAUAAUCGUGGUGGAAGUAAUAACAUUAACCGUGGUGGUCAUGCUGCUGGUCAUGCUGGUCGUUAA